Molecule: messenger RNA, 668 nt
Organism: Argentina anserina (silverweed cinquefoil)
Lineage: Eukaryota; Viridiplantae; Streptophyta; Magnoliopsida; Rosales; Rosaceae
Exons: 1
Coding region: 9-470 (153 amino acids)
Source: RefSeq, a predicted model, not a curated record
UGCCACCAAUGGCCAUCACCGACUCUCAUCCUCCCCAACCCUCCACCGCCCCUAAACCAAACCCUCCUCCUCCACCUCAACCCGAAGUCCGCUCCGUCAAAUGCGACUCCUGCGGCUUCACAGAGGACUGCACCGCCGCGUACAUCGCACGCGUCCGGGAACGCUACCAGGGCCGGUGGAUAUGUGGCCUCUGCGCCGAGGCAGUUAAAGACGAGGCCCUCCGAUCAGAUAGUCUCAUUUCAACCGAGGAGGCUCUCAACCGCCACAUAAGCUUCUGCAAGAAUUUCAGAUUGUCUAGUAAGGAAAACACAGAGCAUCCUAUUCUGGCUAUGGGUCGAAUUUUCCGCCGGAGCUUGGAUACUCCGAGGGCUAUCCGGUCAAACUCCAGCUCGUCUCUCGGUGACGUACAGAGGGUUCAUGGGCCGGCGCUUCUGAGGUCCGGAAGCUGCUUCCCUGCUCUCAAUAGCUGAGUUGAUAUGAAGGUAAAUAUAUGAAAACAGAGGAACUCUGUUUUUGUGCUUAGAAUUAUUACAUCAGAAACAUAAUUGGGUUAAUUAGUUUAUGCUUCAAAUGGUUUCAUAGAACUGGGAUUUUGUAGAUAUUAAUUUCUAAGACUAAUGGGAUUCUUUAUCUAGACUUUCAUUGUAUAUAUGAUUCUGUUCAUGUCA